Messenger RNA from Prorocentrum cordatum, 1544 nucleotides. NCBI's taxonomy places the organism in Eukaryota, Dinophyceae, Prorocentrales, Prorocentraceae. The record is from the annotation of a GenBank genome assembly.
GGCUCGAGCACGCCCCUGGUUCAGAUGCGGCGCCCUGGCCCCGGCACGAUGGAGACCGCGGCGGCGCGGCGACGGCGGCAGCGGGCGGCUGCCUCCGCCCGCGUUGCCGGCGAUGCGGGCGGCGCGGGCGCCGCGGGCGCCGCUGGCGCCGCGGGCGCCCCUGGCCCUGUGGGCGCCGCGGGUGCCGCCGGGGCUGCUGGCACCGCGUGCGCCGCAGUUCUGCUGGCGCUGCCGGGGCUGCCGGCGCCGCGGGCGCCGCGGGCGCCGCGUGCGCUGCUGGCGCUGCGGGCGCUGCCGGCGCCGCGGGCGCCGCGGGCUCGUCGUGCGCCGCGGGCGCUUUGGGCGCCGCGAGCGCCACGGGCGCCGCGGGCGCCGCGGGUGUCGCUUGCUGUGGUGGCGCCGCCCGCGCUGCCGGCGCCGUUGGCGCGGGGCUGCCGGCGCCGCGGGCGCCGCGGGCGCGUCGUGCGAUGCGGGCGUCGCGGGCGCUGCCAGCGCCGCGGGCGCCGCGGGUGCCUCGUGCGCCGCGGGCGCCGCUGGUGCCGCUGGCCUUGCUGGCGCCGCGUUCGUCGCUGGCGCUUCGGCGCUGCGGGCGCUGCGGUCGCCGUGGGCACCGCGGGCGCCGCGGGUGCCGCUUGCGUUGUUGACGCCGCGUUUGUCGCUGGCGUUUCUGGCGCUGCGGGCGCCGUUGUCGCCGUGGGCAGGGCGCGGCCAGCGCCGCCUCGGCCGCCGCGGACGCUGCUGCGGCGGCGAGGGCGGCGGCGACCGCCGCCCUCGCCCAGGCGGCGGCAGCUGCGGCCCGCUCGGCGGCCCGGCCGAGCGCGUCACCUGGCCUGGGGCAUGUAUUCCACCAUCAUCACGGACUUCAGCAGGACGAACGUGAGCAGCACCGUGGACUCCACCAACAGGGUCGUGCACAGCAUGACUAGCCCCAGCAGCACCGUCAUGAGCAAUACGAUGUACUUCAGCAGCACGCGGGUGGGGCUCAGAAAUCUGGGAGGGGCGAAGAGUAAGGUUACUUCGAUCCGCAUUGCUCUGACCAAUCUCGGCCGGGCGGGAGCGCCCCGGACUUUGCGGGGCAUGGCGAGCUUGCCCUGCGCCGCCCUGUCGCUAGAAGCCGCUUUGCGCCGCCGCGGCCUGCGUCGCCCGACCGCGACAGUCCGGAUCAGUCCGGGCCUGGUCGCGCGCGGCGGCACCGGGCGGACGCGCGGGGGCGAAGAGAGCCCCGCGACCGAACUGGCCCAGCGCCCCCAGUGGGCGAGAUGCGAGGACGGCGCCGUCGACUACCCGGCAGGCGCGGGCGUUCCGGCAAACUCGCCGGCAUUUCCCUGGCCCGCGCCGGCCAGUGAGACCGCGGGGCCGCCGGCCACGGCCGAGGGCGCAGACGAAUUGGACAGCCGCGCGCGUAGCUCGUGCAGCUGCAGCGCGCGAGCAGAGGUUGCGAUCGAAUUCCGGUGCUCCCAUGCCAAUGCGCGGGAGGCAGCUGGCUGGCACUCGCGCCUCGCCAGCCUCGGCGGGCCCGACUGGCCAGUCGCGGGCCUCGGUCG